Messenger RNA from Ricinus communis (castor bean), 1000 nucleotides. Its product is annotated as calcium load-activated calcium channel. The coding region runs from base 126 to 704 and encodes 192 amino acids. The record is from RefSeq and is a predicted model, not a curated record. Gene Ontology annotation, molecular function: calcium channel activity. Lineage: Eukaryota; Viridiplantae; Streptophyta; Magnoliopsida; Malpighiales; Euphorbiaceae. The transcript has a single exon. Gene Ontology annotation, cellular component: cytoplasm; endoplasmic reticulum membrane. Gene Ontology annotation, biological process: endoplasmic reticulum calcium ion homeostasis.
UAUGUUUUUUGUGUGUAUUUUUUUCUCUUCGUUGUAAGCUACCAAUUACCAAACUUGUCCUCUCUGAACAGAGUAGCAACUUCACUACACCCAGAAGCAAACACCGGUUUUCUCAUACUCUCUCAAUGGCGACACCACAAUUCCUCUCAUCCUUUAAAUACGCCGACAGUCUUACGGUAGUCGGAAUUUCAAUGUGCACCGCAGUCGUCUGUGAAGCCAUUUCAUGGAUCUUAAUUUACCGUACAAACUCUUACAGAUCCCUAAAAUCAUCCAUCGACAAAGCUUCCAAAAAACUCGAAACUAUGAAAACCGAUACCACAAAAAUCAUCACAAAAAAGUCCAAAACCAAAAAAAUCGACCGUGUCGAGACCUCCCUGAAAGAAUCAAGUCGCGAUCUCUCUCUCUUCAAGUUCAAAUCCGGCGCCGUUGUGGCUUUAGUUCUUUUCAUCGUUUUUGGACUUCUGAAUUCUCUUUUUGAAGGUAAAGUCGUUGCCAAAUUACCGUUUACUCCUAUUGCGAUCGUUAGGAAAAUGAGUCAUAGAGGAUUGCAAGGUGAUGAUGCUACUGAUUGCUCGAUGGCGUUUCUGUAUUUUCUUUGUUCGAUUAGUAUCCGUACAAAUCUCCAGAAGUUUUUAGGGUUUUCGCCUCCUCGUGGUGCUGCUGGUGCCGGAUUGUUCCCUAUGCCUGAUCCCAAAACAAAUUAAUUAGGUUCGAGUUUUUCUAACUAAUUUUUUUGCUGUUUACUUAUUAGGUGAUAAUUACGUCUGAUUUUAGGAUAAAAUCGGAAUUGAGUAUAUGGGUAAUGAUUUAAUAACGGAUCUCUAGAACCAGCUGUUGUUGUUUUCGUGAUUGUUGUUUUUUCGUAAGUGUAAUUUGGGCGACAUUUCUAUCUUUGUUUCUGAUUUAGAUUUUAUUUAUUUAUUUAUUUAUUUUAUUGACAUUAUGAUAGCUAAAUUAUUCAUUAUGAUUUAUGAGAUCCUUUUAUAGACAAUUUAAGUUA